Entamoeba invadens IP1 is the source of this 858-nucleotide messenger RNA. RefSeq lists its product as hypothetical. The transcript has a single exon. Lineage: Eukaryota; Evosea; Mastigamoebida; Endamoebidae. The coding region runs from base 1 to 858 and encodes 285 amino acids. The record is from RefSeq and is a predicted model, not a curated record.
AUGGAGAGGGAGGAAAGGCAAAAUCAAUACUUAAAUGACGUACCACGAGAGUUGGUCGAACUUUUGGAGGUUGUCAAAAUGCAGAAUUCUAAAAUUUAUGAGAUGCAAGAGGAGUCCGUGAGGUGGAACCAACAACAUGCAGUAAACUUGAAGUGUCUCAUCGAAAGACUCGAUGAGAUGUAUAAGACAAUCAAAGAACUAAAAGAGAAAUCACAGAAAAAUAUGUCUCAGCCACAAGACAAGCCAACAAACCUCUUCAAACACAGUUUAACACUCAAGACAAAUACAAACAAUACUCUUUCUAACACACCAAAAAAUGUGUUUGAUUUCAAAAGCACAAGUUUUGUGCAAAAAGUCAAAACUCCAAUUGAGCCGAGCACUCCGUCUAAGACACUUGCUACACUCAAACAAACGAUUUUUAAAAACAUCGGAACUCAAAGGGGAGAAGACGAGACUCAAAUCAAAGCUAAUAGAAAUCGAUCCCGAAUUAAUCUUAUGAUCGAAAGAGCUAACGGUGACGUAAAGAGGUUGGAGGAAGUGAUGAUGGGAAUUGAAAGAGAAAGCGACUUUGAUGGAAUAACAGAGGAUAACGUGAGAAAGAUGGUUGGUUGCAUUAUACACAUAUUGACGGAAUCAAACGACAAACAGAAGCAAUUUGUCGCAUUGCAGUUUGUCUGGGAAAUGAUACGGAAAUACGAGGACAUGUUCGAGGGUAAAGAUGGCUUUGUCAUGUCAACACAACUACUCAGCGCCAUAUCACUUUUCGCAAAAACAAGCGCUGUUUAUGAUAAAGAGUGUCCUUUAUCACAAAACGAAAUUCAGUGGGUCCUUAGUUUCUUAUGUGGAUAUUGUAAGUAA